AUGGCCUCCCUCCCGGCCAGGACUUUCAAGCCAUGCAUCAUCACCCAGCCCACGCCCCGCAACGAGACCCUGCUCUCCAUGUGCCCCUCCCUGUCCGCGCCCUACUCCCUGCCCCUGCCCCUCUGCAAUGGGCACGUGGAGACCAUCUUCGCCGCCCUUUUCCGCCGCACCCCGGGCGUGGUCUAUGACCGGGAGUUGGUGCACAUGCCGGACGGGGGCCUGGUCGCUCUGGACGCGCGGGCGACCCCCGCGGGAGAGGACCCCCUGCCCCCCACCGCCCCCGUCCUCCUCCUGCUGCCGGGGCUGACAGGUGGGUCUGAGGAUUCCUACGUCCAGCACCAGGUUCACGGCGCCGCCGCGGCCGGCUUCCGGCCCCUGGUCAUGAACAUGCGGGGCACCAGCCACAUGCCCGUCACCACCCCCCGCUUCUUCUCGGCCGAGGACACGGGGGACAUCCGGAGGAUCGUGGCACACAUCCGGAACCUGUAUCCCCAGAGCAUGCUGCUGGCGGCAGGGUGGUCCAACGGGGGCAACAUCCUCACCCGCUACCUGGGAGAGGAGGGGGACGCCACGCCCAUCACUGCCGCCGCCGUGCUGUGCAACCCCUUCAACAUGGUCCGAUACCCACCAUCCACGCAGCCCAUGUGCCACGAGAACAUGAGCUCCGGCUUCAGCCUGCUGUACAACUGGAACCUGGGGAAGAGCCUGCGCCGCAUCUACCUGCGCCACGCCCCGUUGUUCGAGGCGGCGGCGGCGGCAGGGGAGGUCGCCUACAAGACGGACCAGGCGGCCAGCGCCUCCACCAUCUCUGCCUUUGACGACGCCAUCACCACCGUGACCUACGGCUACGCCAGCGUGGACGACUACUACGCGGCCGCCAGCAGCGACCGCGACGUGGGUGCCGUGUGCGUACCCACGCUCUUUGUGCAGGCGGAGGACGACCCCAUAGCGGUCCAGGGCGCCAUCCCGAGGGAGGGGCUGCUGGGCAACCCUAAUGCCAUCCUGGCCCUCACCCCCACAGGGGGGCACCUGGGGUGGUGCGGCGGCAAGGACGGCAUCUUCGGGGCCCCCUGGUCAAAUAGUGUGGUGCUGGAGUGGUUCUCCGCCAUCCAGAAAGUGGCGCCGCUGGAUUUUGGGAAGGACCAGGGCGGGGCCCUCCCAGAGGACACCACCUACUCGAUUGCCAGCGAGACCAUCCGCAAGGUGGUGGCCUGA
Molecule: messenger RNA, 1215 nt
Organism: Auxenochlorella protothecoides
Lineage: Eukaryota; Viridiplantae; Chlorophyta; Trebouxiophyceae; Chlorellales; Chlorellaceae
Product: Embryogenesis-associated protein EMB8
Exons: 4
Coding region: 1-1215 (404 amino acids)
Molecular function (GO): short-chain carboxylesterase activity; monoacylglycerol lipase activity
Source: RefSeq, a predicted model, not a curated record